Messenger RNA from Mesocricetus auratus (golden hamster), 1303 nucleotides. Its product is annotated as olfactory receptor 10T2-like. Gene Ontology annotation, cellular component: membrane. The coding region runs from base 1 to 963 and encodes 320 amino acids. Gene Ontology annotation, biological process: G protein-coupled receptor signaling pathway. The transcript has 2 exons. Lineage: Eukaryota; Metazoa; Chordata; Mammalia; Rodentia; Cricetidae. Gene Ontology annotation, molecular function: olfactory receptor activity; G protein-coupled receptor activity. The record is from RefSeq and is a predicted model, not a curated record.
AUGACAAAGGCUCCUGAGAAGCAGUGGGACAAUGGGACCUGGCUGGUGACAGAGUUCGUGCUGGUGGGAUUCUCCAACCUCCCAGAACUGAGGCCCACUCUCUUCACCUUGUUCCUCCUCACCUACCUGGUGACACUCAGUGGCAACGCCACCAUCAUCACCAUCAUCCAGGUGGAUCGCACCCUCCACACUCCCAUGUACCGCUUCCUGGCUGUGCUCUCCCUCUCUGAGACCUGCUACACACUGGUCACCAUCCCCAAUAUGCUGGCCCAUCUGCUGAUGGAGAGCCAGGCCAUCUCCAUCGCGGGCUGUCGGGCCCAGAUGUUCUUUUUUCUGGGCUUGGGAUGCAGUCACUGCUUCCUCCUUACACUGAUGGGUUACGACAGGUAUGUGGCCAUCUGCCAUCCCUUGCGCUACUCUGUGAUCAUGAGACCCACCGUUUGCCUGUGUCUGGGAGCCUUGGUUUUCUGCUCUGGUUUCUCGGUGGCCUUGGUGGAAACCUGCAUGAUCUUCUCCUCGCCCUUCUGCGGCACAGGCCGCGUGGAGCACUUCUUCUGUGACAUCGCGCCCGUGCUGAAGCUCAGCUGUGCAGACAGCGCGCACAAGGGGCUUGGCAUCUUCUUCCUGAGCGUCCUCGUGGUGCUGUUCUCUUUCCUCCUCAUCCUGCUCUCCUACGCCUUCAUCGUGGCUGCCAUCGUGAGGAUCCCUUCGGCCGCGGGCCGGCGCAAAGCCUUCUCCACCUGUGCGGCCCACCUCACAGUGGUCAUCGUGCAUUUUGGCUGUGCCUCCAUCAUCUACCUGCGGCCAGACUCCGGGGCCAACCCCUCCCAGGACCGCCUGGUGGCGGUGUUCUACACGGUGGUGACGCCCUUGCUGAACCCUGUGGUCUAUACCCUGAGGAACAAGGAGGUGAGGGUGGCCCUGAGGAAGAGCCUGGCGCGGGGCUGCGGGAUGUGUAAGUAAGAACUUGUUUUCGGGCGUGAACUUCUCUAAUAAUUAGGACAAGUAUAUUAAGAAAGAUAAGACCUUGCUUUGCGCUGUUCACAGCGCCCUGUGCUUCGGUGAAUGCCUUCCCCCUGGAACUCUGUUUGGCUACUGGGAAAACAGGAGGCAAUCCCGUGCCAGAUGAAGUAAUCCUGUUGUCUGUCAGUGCCUGAGACAGUCUAACCACAACAAACGAUGCCUUUUCUUUUUCCUGGUUUCCUUGACUUGACGUGGUGCUAUGUGGUCUCCGGUGUCUGAUGCUCACCCGUGGAAGGCGCCGCAGAUACAACCCAGGGCUGAAGAUGGGCAGAGAGCAGUU